AAUAACUGUUAAGAAGCAAUCAUAUGUGGACUUUUUGUUUAAGCAAUAUUGAUAAGAUAAAUAAUUUGCUAUAUUAAGUAAACUAUCUGAAAAUUCCAUUAAUACUUGUUAAUUUGCUUAGAAAAAAUGAUAUUUAAAUCAGUGCUGCUAGGAUGUAUAGCCUCAAUAAUUUUACACACUUGCGUUUGUGACUUUUUAAAAGAUAAGUCUCAGCAGGUCAGUGUAAAUUAUGAGAUUGGGAGUACUGGAAUUAACUUAGAAUUUUUUAGAGAUGAGAAAUCCAGACUAAGAGGCACACUAGGUAAAAACAAAUCAUUUAAAAAGGUAUCAUGUUCUGAUGAAUUCCUGUGCCAUCAAGAUGAAUUUGGUAUUUUAAAAAUAACGCCUUUGACUAUGGGGUUUAAUAUUAGUUAUGAAAGUAAUAAUACGGAUUUAUCCAUUGAGGAUUGUUAUUACUUAAAUUCGAGUAAUACUCAUUGGUAUGGCGGGCCACAACGUUACAACCAGGUAUACCCUGUGGAAAAAAUGCAGAUUAAUGGAAACGAACCUUAUGUUAUCAAAAAAUCAGAUAAUUUUGGAGUUGCAGAAAGGUAUUGGCUAAACUCAAAUGGAACAUAUAUUUAUCUCGAUGAAGAAAAUCCGCUUUGGGUCGAUCAAAAUAUGGAUAAUAGCAUAGAUCAAGUUUGUUUUAGAUCAGAAAACCUUAGUCCGUACAUAAAUCGGUGGCGGGUGAUUCUUACAUAUGUAGUCUACUUUUUCGAUAAUUCCAAAGAAGCUCAUCUAAACGCUGUAAAUAAGUACUUAGGUAAACCUACAACACAUCCAAAUGAGAAAAUGAUAACCGAACCAAUAUGGACUACAUGGGCAAAAUAUAAAAAACCCAUAAGUGAUGCCACUGUUCUAGAAUUUGGUAAAGAUAUUCAUAGUCAUGGGUAUCAGGGAGGUCAGCUUGAAAUCGAUGAUGCAUGGGAGACUUGUUAUGGGGCGCAAGAAUUCGAUGAAAGUAAAUUUUCAGAUAUUCAAAAUACAGUUGCCAAACUGCAUAACGAUAGUUGGCGAGUUUCAUUAUGGGUUCACCCUUUUGUCAAUGAUGAUUGCCAAAAUAAUUCCUUGGUGGGGCAAACUAAUGGUUACUUUGUUCAUAAUACUACCAAUCAAACAAUGGCGACAUGGUGGAAUAGUAAUGACCUUCAAGCGCAUCAAAUUGAUUUUACUAAUCCUAAAGCUGCUGCCUGGUGGUCUGACAGAUUGAAGAAGCUUCAACAAUCUGUCGGAAUUGACAGUUUUAAAUUCGAUGGUGGUGAAUCAGAUUAUAUGAAUCAGCCACCUGUUUAUGCAGAUGUAGAGCGUAGUCCAAAUAUUUUAACCGAAAAAUACAUUGACACGUGUACCACCUUUGGUGAUCUUAUUGAAGUAAGGGCUUCAUUCAGGGGUCAACGACAUGGAGAAUUUAUAAGAAUGUUGGACAAAGAUUCUAACUGGGGUCUAGAAAAUGGUUUAGCAACUCUUAUUACCACACUUUUGCAACUUAAUAUGAAUGGUUAUGUUAUGGUAUUACCAGAUAUGAUUGGUGGAAAUGGCUACUUGGGACAAAAUCCAACAGGAGAUCUUAUUGUUAGAUGGACCCAAGCUAAUACAUUUAUGCCAGCCAUGCAAUUUAGUUACUUGCCAUGGGAUUACAAAAAUGAUGUUACCUACGAUAUUGAAGCAAUAGUAAAAAAAUAUGUAGAUCUUCAUGCAGAAUAUGCUCCUAAAAUAAUUGAAGCAAUGAACAAAAGCAUUGAAGAUGGUUCUCCUGUAAACGCACCUAUCUGGUGGGUGGAUCCCAAUGAUCUUGUUGCUAGAACAGUUUCUGAUGAAUAUCUUCUCGGAGAAGAUAUCUUGGUAGCUCCAGUAAUUAUUGAAGGAAGUGUUUCAAGAGAUAUCUAUCUUCCAAGUGGCCAAUGGAAAGAUGGGAACAAUGGCACAAUUUUUCAAGGUCCAACUACUUUAAAGGAGUAUCCAGCUCCCAUCGAAGUAUUACCGUAUUUUAUUAAGCAAUAAUUUAAGAAAAUUUCUUCUAGCUGACUAAAAGCCUAUAAACUUUUUUUUACUGCAGACUAUACAAAUUUAAUAGUAAUUUUCCAUCGCUGCGUUAAUACAAAAACUUUUUUUUCAUUGUUUUAAAGAUUUCUCCAUUCAUUACUAAAAUAAAUACAAUGUAUUUUUUAUACAAAAAGAUUUUGAUAUAGUCCAUAUUUGUUGAGAGCAUAAAACAA
Molecule: messenger RNA, 2258 nt
Organism: Anthonomus grandis grandis
Lineage: Eukaryota; Metazoa; Arthropoda; Insecta; Coleoptera; Curculionidae
Product: myogenesis-regulating glycosidase-like
Exons: 14
Coding region: 127-2043 (638 amino acids)
Biological process (GO): carbohydrate metabolic process
Molecular function (GO): hydrolase activity, hydrolyzing O-glycosyl compounds
Source: RefSeq, a predicted model, not a curated record